GGGUUAUUCCUCAUGAAUAACUUUACCUGAGACUAAAACUGAACAUGAGCAUUUGAUUUAAGUUCCUCACUAGAUCUUCUGCUGAAGCGCCGCUCUACCUACCAUCACCGCUAGGUGGCGCCAUUACUGCAACAAGAGAGAGGAUUGUCCGACCUCAAAACCAAUAAUUAACAACUAAUACGCAGGCAUGGACUUCAUCCAGCAAAUCGUCCAUGGUUGAGACCAAAAAACAGGAAAACGGAAAAGAAGUGUAUGUGUCUGAUUCUGAACUGAUACAAGAUGUGUAGCGGCGAUACGAAACGGUGUGCAGAAUGGAGAUAAAUUAGAUUAUUGGAUUGGCUGUGACAGAUUAUAGCCCGUCUGUUUCUUCGAUGCUGCAUGCAAAAACUACAAGUUAUCUGCAUGUAGAAAGUUAACCAAGUGGCGACCAUGCUGAGCGGGCUCCUAGACGGGCUCUUGUGCUGCCUCACCGGCCGCUCCGCUAACGUGGUGUGCCCCCUGGAAACCUCGGAGCUGGCCGACGGCUACGAGUUCGUGGAGGUGAAGCCGGGCCGCGUGCUGCGCGUCCGCCACGUGGUCCCGGAGCGCCCCCUGGUGGAGGAGCCUCGGGGGCCCGGGGCCACCGUCAGCUGCAAGCGCCGCAUCACGCUGUACCGCAACGGGCAGAUGCUGAUCGAGAACCUGGGCGAGCGGGCGGGCCGCGCGGAGCUCAGCAACGGGCAGGUGGCGGGAGGCGGAGGAGGAGGAGGAGGAGGAGGGGGGGGGGAGGCGGAGCCUAUCGCGGGCGUGGCCCUGGAUGUGACGGACCCCGUGCCCGACGGGGCCCCCGGGGUCGCUGGGGGCCAGGCGGAGGAAGGGGACGUAGGAGGAGGAGAGGCUGGGGAGUCAAAGGACCCCAAACAGCAGCAGAAGAACCAGCAGCAGCAACAGGCCCCUCAGCCGCAGCCACAGGGCCCCCAGCAGCCACAGGGCCCCCAGCAGCAGCCACAGGCCCCUCAGCCGCAGCCACAGGGCCCCCCGCAACCGCAGGACCCGCAGCAGCAGCAGCAGCAACAACAGGACCCUCGGUUCCGCAAGCGCAAGCCCAAGCGCACGGUGGUGGUGGACUGCGAGCGGAAGAUCACGGCGUGCAAGGGCACGCACGCCGACGUGGCGCUCUUCUUCCUGCACGGCGUGGGGGGGUCGCUGGACAUCUGGGGCAGCCAGCUGGACUUCUUCUCCCAGCUGGGCUACGAGGUCAUCGCCCCCGACCUGGCGGGCCACGGGGCAAGCUCCGCCCCCCAGAUCGCCGCCGCCUACACCUUCUACGCCCUGGCCGAGGACAUGCGCGUGCUGUUCAAGAGAUACGCCCGCAAGAGGAACGUGCUGAUCGGCCACUCGUACGGGGUCUCCUUCUGCACCUUCCUGGCCCACGAGUACCCGGAGCAGGUCCACAAGGUGGUGAUGAUCAACGGGGGGGGGCCCACGGCGCUGGAGCCCAGCCUCUGCUCCAUCUUCAACCUGCCCACCUGCGUGCUCCACUGCCUGUCCCCCAUCCUGGCCUGGAGCUUCCUCAAGGCGGGCUUCGCCCAGCAGGGCUCCAGGGAGCGGCAGCUGCUGAAGGAGAACAACGCCUUCAACGUGUCGUCCUUCGUGCUGCGGGCCACCAUGAGCGGGCAGUACUGGCCCGAGGGUGACGAGGCGUACCACGCAGAGCUGGUCGUGCCCGUGCUGCUGGUGCACGGCAUGUGUGACAAGUUCGUGCCCGUGGAGGAGGACCAGCGCAUGGCCGAGAUCCUCCUGCUGGCCUUCCUCAAGGUGCUGGACAACGGCAGCCACAUGAUCAUGAUGGAGUGCCCUGAGGCGGUCAACACCCUGCUCCACGAGUUCCUCCUCUGGGAGCCCGACUCCUCCAGCCAGCGGGAGCCCAAGGCCCGCCCUGCCACCGCCAAGGCGGCGCCCUGCGGCGGCCGGGGGCCCGAGUCCCCCGAGGUCCGGCCGGGCACCGCCAGGCUGGCCUCCACCAACGGGAACACCACGCGGGACCCCCGAUAAGGCGAGGAACGGCGACGCGCCACGGUCCUCAUCGCGCCGUUAAGACGCGAACCGACGGCCGGGGGGAACCCAGCGGUGGUCGGGGGCCUCGAGGGCCCCCCCCGGGUGAAUCGCGGACUCCUCGCGGUGUUAAAGGGUGUACCCGCGGCGGGACGCGAACACGUCGGAGGCAGACGGAGCCGCUGUGAGGGUGAUGAGGAAGGACCAGGCCGACCAGGCGGGGGGGGGGGGGUCAGGGUCCGUCCAGACUUUGAAGGAGGGUUUACGGCGGAUGAAGGGAUGGAGGGCAUUGAGGUGCGACCGCCGUCAGUCUCCGGGCCGAUCCGUGGAGCCAAAGGACAGACAGCCAGUCUGAUAGGAACAGAACCAGCGGACGGUUUUGAUUGGUCCUCGUAGCUUGGCAGCUUUGUUAUUGGCUGGUGGGAUGGUUGGACUUUAAUAAAAUAAAAGCUUCACUGAACUUUGAUCUCCUAUAACUUUAAGGACCUUUCCAGAGAACGAGGCAAUCGGACGAAAACAUGCACCGUGUCGAUGUGCAAAUAGUUUGAUGAAAGGUUUCUACCACAACCAGUAUAUUAUGGAGCCAAAAAGAUUGGAUCCCAUUUUUGUACAGACUUUGUACUGUUUUCUACACCACUCAAUCUACUGUGUGCUGUGCUGCUAGCACUGACUCUGCUGCUAAACCCUCUAUGACGCGAGUAAAGGGUGUUGAUCUUAUGUUAUUAUGUUUUAUUAUACAUCAUGUUUGUCGUCCGCAGUCUUGAUGCAGAACUGAGGAGCACUUUUUGGUCACUAAAUCAUGCAUCUUCCCUUUACAUUGCAUUACAUCGUGUCGACUGUAACGAUCGUGUAAAACUAGGACGGUGAAUGGGACGUCUGUAGCAGACGAUAACGUACCUAUUCAGGGGUUCGUCUAGCUCAGAAGGUAGAUCUAUGUGUGCGGUCACCCAUAACCCGAAGGUUGCCUGUUCGAACCCCGGCUUCUCCUAGGGGAGUGUCUAGGUGUCCCUGAGCGAGACGCCUUGCUGAUUCCGCUGUCCUUGUGUUAAUGUGUACGUAUGAACUGUUGUAAGUCGCUAUGGAUGUAAAAGAGUGUAUGAAACUGUUGUAAGUCAUUUUGGAUAAAGGCGUCUGCUAAUUGCCCUAAAAUGUUGAUGUUACCCCUCAGUUCUCUGCUCGUCUAACCAGUUAUAGAUCCUGAAUACCUCAUUGCACACAUCAUUUAUAUGUUGUUUGUAAUUUAAUCAACAUCUUUAUUUAUCUGCAUUACUAAAUGUAUUGAUUUGUCAGUAUGCUGAUGUGGCGACCAAAUGUCCUCUUUGGGGAUUUAGAAAGUAUUUAUUAACUUGCUAGCCUUUGAUUUCGUACAUUUGUAUUAAAAACCCUUCUUAGUCCUAACAGUUAAAAUGUGAAGGUGGAGUUGGAUCUUUGAUUUCACCCCAACCCCAUAAGGUUUCUCAGCAUCUCGUCCAAGAGUUCUUUAAAUAUUUAAAACAAACCUUUCAGUUUGCUUGGGAAAAUUACUUGAAAGAUGUUUUCAGAUUGGACACGUUUCAUUAUUAGGAAGCGCUUUUAUACAUUAUCAUGUUUCUGCGGUUUAUGUUUGUUGCCAUCAAAUCAUACAUCAUCAUCAUUAUACAGAACUAUCCAUUACACAACUCGCUUCACUGUUGUUCUUUUUGUCUUUCAAAAUAAUUCAAGCAUUCAAUACUGUGUGGUGACAAAAUUUAAAUAUCUAUAAAGAC
This is a messenger RNA of Gadus morhua (Atlantic cod), 3779 nucleotides long. Its product is annotated as protein ABHD8. The transcript has 5 exons. The record is from RefSeq and is a predicted model, not a curated record. Gene Ontology annotation, molecular function: lysophosphatidic acid acyltransferase activity; carboxylic ester hydrolase activity. Lineage: Eukaryota; Metazoa; Chordata; Actinopteri; Gadiformes; Gadidae. Gene Ontology annotation, cellular component: mitochondrion. The coding region runs from base 430 to 2034 and encodes 534 amino acids. Gene Ontology annotation, biological process: lipid homeostasis; phosphatidic acid biosynthetic process.